AAAACUUCCAACAAAUCAAGAAUGCAGUCUCAACACCUACGUAGUAUCGCUUUCAGGCUCGUCUUGAUGAGCUAACACAAUUUCACGAAUGAUUUGAGCAAUUGCUUCAGGAUGUAUAUUAUUUUCGCAUAGACUUACGCAAAGAGAAAGAGCUGUUUUGUCUAACCCCACGCCUAGCAAAGUUCCUAUUUCGUGUAAGAUAUCUAUGGUUUCCUUGGCUGAAUCGGCUGAGGACAUGAAAAGGAUUAACAAAAGAAAAGAAAGAACAAGCUUCUUCCUUGGCAGUACUAUAAGUUUAAUCUAGCAACUUUUUGCUAAUGAAAAGCUGUAGUUUCCUUAGUCACAAGGUGCUUUCAGCAUGGUGUAGUAUAGUGGGUAUAGGUCUCAAAUAUAUAUUUACUUUCUCAUAUAGAAGCCAGCCUUGUUUCUUAUAGGAAUGAUCCUUUUUGUUUGAAAGUUAUUUAGUAUAAAAGAUAUUUACGUAAAUUUAGUUGACUCAUUCGCCUUGUUCUAGCUUUACUCUGUAAAAGGAUGCCAUGUUUCCACUUUCAGCUGAAUCGUAUAUUUUGAAAGAGAAAAUUGGAUCAGGAUCUUUCGGCAUUGUCUGGAGGGCAAUUGAAAAGUCCUCUGGUACUAUUUUGGCUGUCAAACAGAUUGAUUUGGAAGCGUCUGUGGAUGAUAUAGCUGAAAUUGAACAAGAGGUUUUAAUGCUUUCUAAUUGCAGUCAUCCUAAUGUUAUACGGUAUUACGGGUGCUUCGUCCAAGGACAUGUCCUUUGGAUACUAAUGGAACAUAUGGAUGGAGGUUCUGUUUCUGGGCUUCUAAAAAAGCAAGGUCUUGAAGAAGGAAUGAUAUCUAUAAUAUUACGAGAAACCCUGAAAGGUUUGACCUAUCUGCACAACCAAAACAAAAUACACAGAGACAUAAAAGCGGCAAAUAUACUUUUGUCUUCUUCCACGGGUGAAGUCAAACUUGCAGAUUUUGGCGUUGCUGCUCAACUUUCGAACGCCGCUUCCAGACGAUAUACCUUUGUAGGAACCCCUUUUUGGAUGGCUCCAGAAGUUAUACAACAAACCAGCUACGGAACAGCUGCAGAUAUUUGGUCCUUAGGAAUCACGGCUAUAGAGAUGGCAGAGGCAGCGCCUCCUAGAGCAACAAUGCAUCCUAUGCGUGUCAUAUUUGAAAUUCCACAAUCAGAACCGCCAAAGCUGUCUUCUGAUUAUGGUUUGGAAUUUCGAGAUUUUGUAUCUCGUUGUUUAAAGCUCCAUCCUGCUUCUCGUCGUUCCUCGUCUUCUCUGCUAGAGCACCCCUUUAUUAAACGCUCGGGUAAGAUUGAACUCCUAAUUCCCUUACUAUUGGAAAGCAAAAUUUUCUCUAAUGAACAACAAAAUUCUGAAGAUGAUUUCGAUUCAAAUACCACUGAUACGUUAAAAAAGCCAAGCUCUACAUCAAGAUCGAAAAAUACGACCUUUGAUGAUGAUUGGAAUUUUGAAGAUACUGUUCGCAUUACUUCUCCGAAUGAAACAAAAAGGAAUAUCUCCACCGAAACGGCAAAACCACAAAAGCCCCAGUCUUCUUUUUCCAAUUCAGGUUUUUAUCCUUCGUCCGUAAAUUCAACUAAUGCUGAAGCUACUUUGAAGAAGUCCAUAAAAUACUCAUCCAAAGAAAACUCUUAUACUCCAUCUCAUUUUUCUAAACCUUCUCGUCCAAAAAGUCUAGCAACUUCGUGCUUUGACUCAAUAGUUUCUUCAAUUAUUUCAGAUCCUAAUUUGUCCGCUGAUCAAAAGUCCUCUUUAAAAUUAUUAAGUUCCACAUUCAAUUCAUUAGAUGAAGAUACCUCUUCUCGUUUAAUGAACAGUAUUAUGUCAGACAGCAAGCUUAAUGCCAAGAAAAAGAAAAGAGGACCUAUUGCUCAACUAUUGUUUUCUCGAUGGCUAGAAGAAACUGAUAAACGUAGAAGUUCAAGUUAGUGACAUUUUUUCCGAACGAUGAAACGUAUUCAAUGAAAGAAUUGCAUAAUUUAUUCAUAUUAUAUAUUAGUAAAUACAUUUAUAAAGAGC
Schizosaccharomyces cryophilus OY26 is the source of this 2060-nucleotide messenger RNA. Its product is annotated as STE/STE20/YSK protein kinase Sid1. Gene Ontology annotation, molecular function: ATP binding; protein kinase activity. The transcript has 2 exons. The coding region runs from base 537 to 1970 and encodes 477 amino acids. The record is from RefSeq and is a predicted model, not a curated record. Gene Ontology annotation, biological process: protein phosphorylation. Lineage: Eukaryota; Fungi; Ascomycota; Schizosaccharomycetes; Schizosaccharomycetales; Schizosaccharomycetaceae.